This is a messenger RNA of Cuscuta europaea, 714 nucleotides long. NCBI's taxonomy places the organism in Eukaryota, Viridiplantae, Streptophyta, Magnoliopsida, Solanales, Convolvulaceae. The record is from the annotation of a GenBank genome assembly.
AAGUCAUGCCAAUAGGAGGAAAUUGGUGUUGGAUGGGGAUUUUCAUUGCUUUCUUUUGAGGUUUUGAGGCCUGCAGUUAGAACGUUAAGGACAAUAAAUAUAGGUUUAGGUGGAGCUAUAGGCAAAGAUGGACUGAAGAUGUUACCCACUCUUUGUCCCGAGCUCGAGACUUUGAUACUUCAUUUCCAGGUAAUAUCUAACUCUGUCAUACUAAAUAUUGCAAAGUCUUUCGAAAACUUGCAAGUUUUGGCUCUUUGCUAUUGCAUUGGUGAGAUUUCAUCUUCAAGCUUUAAAUUCAGCAUGCCAAAUUUGAGAAAAUUGAAACUGGAAAGAGUUACUCCUAGGAUGACCAAUGAAGAUCUGCUCAUUCUCACUGAGAAUUGUAUAAAUUUGAUUGAACUUGCCUUGGUGGGUUGCUCACUUCUUAAUUCAGAGUCCCAAAAUAUUAUUUCACUUGGUUGGCCUGGAUUUAGAGCGGUCCAUCUAGAGGCGUGUGGUGAAGUGACAGUUUGUGGUGUCACAUCACUUUUGGAAUGUCAUGCCCUUGAAGAUCUCUUCUUACGGCAUAAUGGUACUGGAAUGCAGAGGGAAUGUAUUUCUCAAGUUGCGUCAAAGAUGCCACUACUUCGAAGGAUAUCACUUGAUGUUUGUGAUGUCGUGGAUCAUGACUUUGACAUCCCAAAUUUCACUAACAGGUAUCCGUUAAGUACUGUG